AUGGCAACUCAACUUCUGCAACUUCCCGAAGUGACAAGGCUCAGUUCCCGUGUUAUCCGAAUUCUGGGCGGCAAUCCAGGAAAGUUUACGCUCCAAGGGACCAACACGUACAUCGUCGGAACAGGCCAACAGAGAGUUCUAAUAGACACGGGUGAAGGACGCCCGUCGUGGAUUAAAGCCAUCCAGGCCGUUCUUCUUGCCGAGAAUGCAACAAUAGGUAGCACUUUAAUCAGCCACUGGCAUGGUGACCAUGUAGGAGGCAUAAAACACCUCCGAGAAGCAUAUCCGGCAGUGAAGGUCCAUAAACAUCGGCCAGAUGAUGGCCAGCAGAAUAUCUCAGAUGGCGAAGUAUUUAAAGUGGAAGGGGCAACAUUACGUGCCGUAUACUCGCCAGGUCACACCCAAGAUCAUAUGGCACUUAUUCUGGAGGAGGAGGAUGCCAUGUUCACGGCGGAUAAUGUUUUGGGGCAUGGCACUGCGAUCUUCGAGGACCUCUCAAGCUAUAUAACCAGUCUGAAGAAGAUGGAUACUAUGUUUGGCGGUCGAGCAUACCCAGGGCAUGGAGAUGUCAUCGACAAUGGCAGGGCAAGGAUCUCAGAGUACAUUCAACACAGACAACAGCGAGAAGAUCAGAUUCUUCAAGUCCUAAGAUCACCAAACCCAUCGGCAAAGGGGAGCAAUUUUGAGCAGAAAUCCGGCUGGGCCAGCAUGGAAAUUGUGAAGGUGGUAUACAAGGAUGUGCCAGAGCACUUACAUGUCCCGGCUCAUGGGGGGGUUAUGCAAGUUUUAUACAAGUUACAAGACGAAGACAAGGUCGUCGAGGACGAGUCAGAUGGAAACUGGAGGAUACCAGAAAAGGCAGCUUUGUGA
Messenger RNA from Pseudogymnoascus destructans, 870 nucleotides. RefSeq lists its product as uncharacterized. The transcript has 3 exons. Lineage: Eukaryota; Fungi; Ascomycota; Leotiomycetes; Thelebolales; Thelebolaceae. The record is from RefSeq and is a predicted model, not a curated record. Bases 1 to 870 code for a protein of 289 amino acids. Gene Ontology annotation, biological process: secondary metabolite biosynthetic process.